AUGUCAACAACAUCAACACCCACUUCAACUUCAACUUCAACUUCAAUCGAUCCAUUCAAUUCAUCUCAACAUCCUAAUCCAAGAAGAAAUUCGAUUUGUAAAUCUACUUUACCUAUCAAUCCUAUUACCAACACUAUCAUCAAAUCUAAACCACCAAGACAUUCGAUUCAUCAAAUCAUUAACUCAAAUCCAAUUCAACCAUCAUCAACUACAAAACCAAGUUCACCAUCUAAACCAUCAAAUCAUUAUUCCAACGGAUUUUUAAAUUCAUCUACUUCUUCUACCACCACUUCUCUUACCUUACAUCAUAAUUCAUCUCCUGCUUCAAUCUCAUUUGAUAAACCUUCUACAAUCUCAUUCUUAUCAGAUUUGAUUUCCAACAACGAUUCGAUUUCCUCACCAACCCAUCCACUCAAACUCAAUCGAUACACUCUAAGUUCUUCUACUUCUACUCCUCUUAACUCUUCAUCCAACACUAUGCCCAGUUCACCGAUCACCAGUACAAGUAAUUCGAAUUCCACUUCCACGAACUCUUCAAACCUAUCAAACCCUCAUAUCUCUACAUCUAGCACCACUCCUACUCCAAACACUUCAUUGACAACUAGUACCAGAGCAGGUCCUUCACGUUCGAAUACCUUGACCGUCCCAUUGAACCAUGCAUCCAACUCGAUCAAUAAUCCAAGGAACGGUAGAGGACUUCGCUCUUCUGAUGCACCUAACAAUCAAUCACUUCAAUCUUCUUCUUCUUCUUCACAAUCACCACAACCACCUCAACAAGUACCCACCUCGCCUUCUCCCUCCAGAGGAGAACCUAGCAACGGCGCGAUCUCGACAAACCCUCAAACAGGUCAAUUAGAAGCUAAAGUAGUGAUCUUAGGAAUGCAAGGAGUAGGAAAAACUUCAAUUGUACAUCGCUAUACGACCGGUUCAUUUAGUUAUUCAUUAGCAUCUACCAUUGGUGCAUCCUUUUGUACUAAGAAACUAUCAGUGGAUGGAUGUAAAGUGAGAUUACAAAUCUGGGAUACAGCAGGACAAGAACGGUUUAGAAGUAUGGCUCCUAUGUAUUAUAGAGGUGCAAAUGCUGCGAUUCUAGUUUACGAUAUCACCAACCAAUCAUCAUUCGAAGAUAUCCAAAACUGGCUCCACGAAUUAAGUGCGAAUAUGAGUCCAGAACUAGUGAUUCAGAUUGUAGGAUCUAAAGCUGAUUUAGCAACCGAUAAAAGAUCAGUGGAAUUAGAAGUAGCUUACCAACAAAUUCUCGAAUGGACCGAAUCUUUUCCGUUCACGAACCAUGCUCAAAGUAAUUCUAGAGGAGAAGUGGGUCAUAGUUGGCCAGAUUUGGCGAUCACUGAGGUUUCGGCUAAAGACGAUUUCGGUAUAGAAGAUAUGUUUUUAGUCGUCACAAGAAGAUUGGUGAUGAGAAAAGCAGAAAUUGAAGAAAUCAGAUUAAGGAAAUCAAGAGAAUCUGUCUUGAUCGAACCUAGAAACUUAAAUCAAUCUAAUUCAAAUCAUCAUGACCGAAAUCAGAAUGGAACUGGUUGGUGUUGUUAA
Molecule: messenger RNA, 1551 nt
Organism: Melampsora larici-populina 98AG31
Lineage: Eukaryota; Fungi; Basidiomycota; Pucciniomycetes; Pucciniales; Melampsoraceae
Exons: 5
Coding region: 1-1551 (516 amino acids)
Cellular component (GO): Golgi apparatus; endosome
Molecular function (GO): GTP binding; GTPase activity
Source: RefSeq, a predicted model, not a curated record